Messenger RNA from Diaporthe amygdali, 3315 nucleotides. RefSeq lists its product as uncharacterized. The transcript has 3 exons. The coding region runs from base 1 to 3315 and encodes 1104 amino acids. The record is from RefSeq and is a predicted model, not a curated record. NCBI's taxonomy places the organism in Eukaryota, Fungi, Ascomycota, Sordariomycetes, Diaporthales, Diaporthaceae. Gene Ontology annotation, molecular function: nucleotide binding; DNA binding; DNA-directed DNA polymerase activity. Gene Ontology annotation, cellular component: delta DNA polymerase complex. Gene Ontology annotation, biological process: base-excision repair, gap-filling; DNA-templated DNA replication; nucleotide-excision repair, DNA gap filling.
AUGCCUGCAGCUGUCAUGGCGUCCAACAAGCGCAUUUUGGGCGAGACGUCCAGUGCUCGACGGAACAUUCCCGCUGCGCCGGUCGCCUCAAAAAAGCAGAAGACAGACCACUUCUCAUCCUCUCCUGCUCCUCGCUUCGCCAGCUCUCAGGCAACCAAGAUCGCCUCCACCCAGCCGAAGAGCACCUUUGAGGCUGAGGUUCUAGAGAAGCUCAGCCAAGACAUUUCAGAGCUCAAGCAAAACAACACAGAAAAGGACCAAUCAUGGGACCGACCGCCCAUCCCGCAGCACUUCGAUCACAGGAGCUCCAGCCUGUGUUUCCAACAGAUCGAUGCCGAGGAAGGAACACUCCAUGGUGGCAACCCCACUGUCAAACUAUUCGGUGUCACUGAGGAUGGUAACUCGGUAAUGCUGCAUGUCAGAGACUUCAAGCAUUAUCUCUUUGUUGCGGCGCCGGUUGGCUUUUCAGACAAGGACUGCAUACCGUUCCGGGCCUACCUGGAGACUCAGGUCGCCCAGCACCAGCCCGUCAUUCACUCUGUGCAGAUGCUCAUGCGAGAGAACAUCUACGGCUUCCAGAAUAACACGCAGAAUCCAUUCCUGAAAAUCACCGUAACAGAUCCCAAGUUCAUCAACAGGGUUCGAACAACUAUAACAUCAUGUAAUGCCAACUGGAAGGGCCUGUGGAAAUCUGGCGAUGGUCAGAUCCUCACCUUCGACAACAUCCAGUACCUCUUGAGGUUCAUGGUGGAUUGCAAGAUCUUCGGAAUGUCCUGGGUUGAAGUCCCAGCCAGCAAAUACCAGCUGAUUCCUGAGCGUGACCGGCAAUCAAACUGCCAGCUUGAGGCAGAAUGCAGUUACCUUGACUUAAUAGCGCAUAAGCCCACGGGCGAGUGGUCAAAAAUGGCUCCCCUGAGGAUCUUGUCCUUCGACAUUGAAUGUGCUGGACGCAAGGGCAUCUUCCCAGAAGCCAAUCACGACCCUGUCAUUCAGAUCGCAAACGUCGUAACCAAGUAUGGAGAGAAGAAGCCAUUCAUUCGCAACGUAUUCUGUCUGGACACUACCAGCUCUAUCGUUGCCACUCAGAUCCUCGAGUUUGGAAAGGAAGAAGACAUGUUGAUGUCAUGGCGGAAUUUCCUCGACAAAGUGGAUCCGGACAUCAUCACUGGCUACAACAUUGCGAACUUCGAUUUCCCUUAUCUUCUUGACCGCGCGAAACAUCUCAAGGUCAAGGGCUUCGAAUACUGGUCCCGAAUCCCAUCGGUGAAAUCAGUGGCAAAAGAGACCAACUUUUCAAGCAAACAGAUGGGCAACCGUGACACCAAAGCCACAAAUACGAAUGGUCGGCUCCAACUGGACUUGUUGCAGCUCAUCCAGCGUGACCACAACCUCAGAAGCUACACAUUGAACUCUGUGUCCUCACAUUUCCUCGGGGAGCAGAAGGAAGAUGUGCACCAUACCAUGAUCACCGAACUCUUCAACGGUACACCUGAGUCCCGAAGACGGUUAGCACUUUACUGCCUAAAGGAUGCGUACCUCCCGCAAAGGUUGAUGGACAAACUAUCUUGUCUUGAAAACUACACCGAGAUGGCGAGAGUCACAGGUGUGCCAUUCAAUUUUCUACUAUCACGUGGCCAGCAAGUCAAGUUCAUCAGCCAGCUUUUCCGCAAAGCCCUCGAGCAGAAGCUGGUGAUUCCGGACCUGAAAGGCGAAGGGAGCGAAGAUCAGUAUGAAGGCGCAACGGUCAUUGAGCCAACCCGUGGCUACUACGACGUCCCAAUAGCGACACUUGAUUUCGCUUCGCUUUAUCCCAGUAUUAUCCAGGCACACAAUCUGUGCUACACAACACUGGUCUCGAAGAAGGCAGUUGACGCAUUCAAUCUGAAGAAAGACGAAGACUACAUCGUCACACCCAACGGGGACCUGUUUGUGACGACGAAACAAAGAAAGGGACUUUUGGCGCAAAUUCUCGAGGAACUGCUGUCUGCAAGAAAACAAGCCAAGCGAGAAUUGAGUGCCGAGACAGACCCGUUCAAGAAGGCCGUGCUGAACGGUCGCCAGCUAGCCUUGAAAAUCAGCGCAAACUCUGUUUACGGUCUCACAGGUGCAAGUAACGGAAAGUUGCCAUGCUUGGAAAUUGCGAGUAGUACCACAAGUUUUGGUCGUCAGAUGAUCGAAAAGACCAAGAACGAAGUGGAGGCAAAGUACAAUAUCGCGAACGGUUAUUCUCAUGACGCGCAGGUCAUCUAUGGUGACACCGAUUCGGUGAUGGUCAAAUUCGGCACAACAGACCUUGCAGAAGCCAUGAAACUCGGUGAAGACGCGUCGCAAUACGUCUCGGCCAAAUUCGUCAAGCCGAUCAAACUAGAGUUCGAGAAGGUCUACUUCCCGUAUCUGCUGAUCAACAAAAAGCGAUAUGCCGGAUUAUACUGGACGAAGCCAGAGAAGUGGGACAAGAUGGACACCAAGGGUAUCGAAACCGUCAGACGUGACAACUGUCUCCUUGUUCAGACUGUCAUCGAGAAGGUACUCAGAAUGAUCCUGAUCGACCGGGAUGUCCCAGGAGCCCAAGAAUAUGUCAAGGACACGAUCGCAGACCUGCUGCAGAACAAGGUGGACAUGUCCAAGCUCGUCAUCACCAAAGCCCUUACCAAGGAUGACUACACCGCGAAGCAAGCGCAUGUCGAGCUAGCGCACCGGAUGAAAAAGCGCGACGCAGGCUCAGCACCUGGGCUGGGUGAUCGUGUCGCCUACGUGAUGGUCAAGGGGGCGGCCGGUUCGAAGAACUUUGAGAACUCGGAGGAUCCCAUCUACGUUCUCGAGCACAAUGUGCCCAUUGAUACGAAAUACUACCUGGACAACCAGCUGGCGAAGCCCCUGGGCCGGAUCUUCGAGCCCAUACUGGGCGAGACGAAAGCCAAGUCGCUGCUGGCUGGCGCGCACACGCGGUCGAUCGCGGUGGCAGCACCAACGAUCGGCGGGCUGAUGAAGUUUGCCAAGAAAACGCAGACUUGCAUGGGCUGCAAGAAGCCGCUGACGGGCAAGGAAGAAUCCCAGGGCGCAGUCUGCGCCGACGACGCGCCUCGUGUGGGCGAGCUGUACAAGAAGACGCUGGACAAGGUGUCGGACCUGGAGGUGCGUUUUGGACGGUUGUGGACGCAAUGCCAGCGCUGCCAGGGGAGCAUGCACUGCGAGGUCAUCUGCAGCAGCAAAGAUUGUCCGAUCUUCUACAUGCGCAUGAAGGCGAAAAAGGACUUGGAGGACGGGAACAAGGAGCUCCAGAGGUUUGACUUUGACCAGGCGGCGAUUUGGUAA